This is a messenger RNA of Ectocarpus sp. CCAP 1310/34, 243 nucleotides long. Lineage: Eukaryota; Phaeophyceae; Ectocarpales; Ectocarpaceae. The record is from the annotation of a GenBank genome assembly.
AUGCACUGCUGCUGUCGAUUCGAGUCUUGGAGGGCGAGCGAGAUCCAGGUGGAAGAUGGACAUAUACCAACCACGGCCGCAAGCUGCUCUAGACAGAUGAUGAUGAAGAUUACAUCAUUGGCGGCACUUCUUUUACUCGGUGGGAGUGCCGCCCAGACUGCUACCGUUGGCAGCUGCUCCGACUGGCCUUCCACGAUCACGACGGACACCGUGCUUGAACUGACCGCUGCUGAGGUGCGGUAG